AUGAGGACCAGCCCUCGCAGGCCCUUAAUUCUCAAAAGACGAAAACUGACCCUCCCACAGAACGAUGAAUCCAGUACUUCAGCAAGAGAUGAGAACAGAGGUCAGGAUGAAAAGGCUCCUAAGCAGGAGCACAGACAGGAAGACCAACACAGCGGACAACCCAGAGACAAAAGGGACUGUGGCCUGCAGAAAUUCCCAGCAGGAAUAAAGAUAAUUGACCACCCUACAAUGCCCAACACCCAGGUGGUGGCAAUCCCUACAAAUGCUGAUAUCCAGAGCAUCAUAGAGGCAUUGACAGCAAAAGGAAAAGAGUGUGGCAACAAUGGACCCAACAAGUUCAUUCUCAUUAGCAGCGGGGGCACAUCCCGCUCAGCUGGUCCAGCACCAUCACAGCACCUCCCAUCAGAGAAGAAAGCCAGUGCAGCCACCAAGGCUGCAGUUAGCCAAGAAAGAGAGAAGAAUGUUGCACAGACACCUGGUCUUGCAGGCAGUACAGCGCUCUGGCAUUCAGGAGUUGAUCCUGUGGUUAGACAGGAGCAGGAGACCAACAGCAGUGGCGAGACAAUGAGCUCUGUGUUGGACAACAGCCUCACCAACAUCCAGUGGCUGGGGAAGAUGAGAUCCGAUGGGCUAAAUCCCUCUUCUGUGAAGGAGGACACAGAGAAAGAGAAUCAGGUUCCUCUGCGGGAAAGAGUUAAGACAGAAGAGGAAGGUGCUGCUGCUGUUCCUACUGCUGCUGAGUCCUCCUCAUGGCAGGAUUCGGUGUCAGAACGACCUCCUUACUCCUACAUGGCCAUGAUCCAGUUUGCCAUCAACAGCACGGAGAAGAAGCGCAUGACCCUGAAGGACAUCUAUACCUGGAUUGAGGAUCAUUUCCCUUAUUUUAAACAUGUAGCUAAGCCAGGCUGGAAGAACUCCAUCCGGCACAACCUGUCCCUUCAUGAUAUGUUUGUCCGUGAGACAUCUGCCAAUGGUAAAAUCUCCUUCUGGACUAUUCACCCUGAUGCAAACCGCUGCCUAACCUUGGACCAGGUGUUUAAGCCGCUGGACUUGGGGUCACCAACAUCGCCUGAGUACUCUGAAUCACAACAAAAGAAUCGUCUUCCAGAUCCUCUGAAGAACAUGGGAAGCAAAACUGAACCCCAGAAUUCGCGCCGAAAGAUGAAGCCUUUGCUUCCUCGUGUCAACUCCUACCUGGUUCCAAUCCAGUUUCCUUUGAGUCAGCCUCUUGUCUUGCAGCCUUCUGUGAAGGUUCCUCUGUCCAUGGCACAGGGAGCAUCCCUUAACAGCUCGGAGACUUUGCAGAGCAAUAAGCGUGUGUGCAUUACUCCAAAGAUGUCACUGUCUGCAGAAGAGUCUCCCUGUUUACCCUCAGCUGCUGUCAAGGAGGAAGAUCAAUGUGAUGCAGGUUUAUUCUCCCCAACCCACUCCAUACAGGAGAACAGCUCCCAGCCUGGUGAGGAAUUGUCUUCUUUCCCAGAGGGUGCCUGUGUGAAGGAGGAAGAAGGCUCUCAGCUGGAUCCCUGGCUGUCCCCAUUUGCCUCAAGUGUAACAGUCAAGGAAGAGCCAAGCUUGUUCUUCCCAGACUCAUCCACGAAGGAGAGGAAACAGUUCACUGCACUCAAGUCCCCACCUAAGGCAGUUUCUGACUCUUUGGUUAUAAAGAGGAGGGAAAGGCGGGAAGCAGGCAGGUCCAGAAGGAAGCAACGCCUAGCACUGCCUUGUUCAGAAGAGCUUGUCCUUGUUCUGCCAGAAAGCAGCGGCUCGGACCCUUUCCGGUUAGGGGCAGAGUGUCCCUUGCCCCAGGAAAACCAGCCCCUUGAGAGCAUAUCACAGCUCAGCUGCUCACAGGGAGAAGAGGGAGCCUUUAAAACGCCAGUCAAAGACGUCUUCGGCAAAUUGCCCGUUUCUUCCACUCCCAGCAAAGCCUCAGCCACUACCACCCCUUCACUAGAUGUCCUUGAUCCCUGGAAGUCUGCUUCCUUAGCCAGAGGAAGUCAUGAGCUGGACUUCAGUCCAGUGAAAACCCUUCAGUUGCCAUUCACACCCCUCCAGGACAACCAGGACUUGCUGGGUUUUAAUAGCACACCCCUUAAAAACCCUCUCUUUGAUUCUCCUCGAGAACUGCUCAAUACAGAAUCCGGUGACAUGGUCCUUGUGCCCCUCACGAGCUCCCCAGCAUUUAUUCGUGACACUCCCAAGCAAUCCUCUGUUGAACUGACAGCCUCUGGCUUUACUGAAAACAGGUCACUCAUGGAGGGCCUUAUCCUGGACACCAUGAAUGACAGCCUCAGCAAAAUCCUUCUGGAUAUCAGCUUUCCUGGUCUUGAGGAUGAAAAUUUAGGAACAGAUAUUAGUUGGUCUCAGCUCAUACCUGAACUGAAGUGA
Messenger RNA from Melospiza georgiana, 2388 nucleotides. It is a transcript of the gene FOXM1, whose product is annotated as forkhead box M1. Gene Ontology annotation, molecular function: DNA-binding transcription factor activity; sequence-specific DNA binding. Bases 1 to 2388 code for a protein of 795 amino acids. Gene Ontology annotation, biological process: G2/M transition of mitotic cell cycle; regulation of DNA-templated transcription. Lineage: Eukaryota; Metazoa; Chordata; Aves; Passeriformes; Passerellidae. The record is from RefSeq and is a predicted model, not a curated record. The transcript is spliced from 8 exons.